Messenger RNA from Camellia sinensis, 1504 nucleotides. RefSeq names its product plant/protein (DUF1995). Lineage: Eukaryota; Viridiplantae; Streptophyta; Magnoliopsida; Ericales; Theaceae. Gene Ontology annotation, cellular component: chloroplast. The record is from RefSeq and is a predicted model, not a curated record.
UUCUUAUCCAUUCAUGCAUCUUCAACUUGGUUCUCAAACUACUCUCUCUUCUACUUUAAUUUCAAGACUAAAAAAUGGCUUCUAGUCUCCUCAAAAUCAACUUACAAACUAUCCACACUUCAAAGCAUUCAUUCCAAUUGCAACAUCAAACUACAACUCCUUUUCCAUCUCUUCCGUUCUCUACACAAAACCAGAAUCACCAUUCCAAUCUCUCCAUCUUCCCCUCAAAAUCCCUCCACAGAGCAAAAGUCCGUCCUCCAUCCGUCGUCAAAUCUUCUCUCUCCUCCUCCACCCCACCCACCUCCAAAGAAGAAGCCAUCCUCCAAGCCAAAACCUCCCUCUCAACCAUCCUAUCAAAGCCUCUCAACAACCCCAAACUCGCCGGAAAACUCAAGAAACUGAAGCAACCCAGAUUCCGAGUCGAAAUCCCCCUCGUGGAUGACUCGCCAACCUCGCUGUCCCAACUUGCUCUCGAGGUGUUUGGAGAAAUACCCAUAAGAAGAAAAGGCUUUCCUGUCAAGAUUAUGAUCUUGUGGCAAAAUCCUUCUUUAACAGAAGCUGCCAUUGAAGCCUUUGAGUCUCUCUCAUCAAAUUUGGUUGAACACUUUGACAUUUCAUCAAUUACCACCAAUGAUGAUACCAGAGUUCUGAAUUCUGCUGAGGUGGCAGUGUUUAUGGCGCCAGAGGCUUCAGAAUUGGCAGUUAUGAAAAGGGUUGCUGACAGUUUGUACCCAAAGCCAGUGGUGAUUUUCAAUCCCAGAUGGGGGUUUGAGGAGGAGAGCAGUUUUGGUGAGUUGGGUGGGUUUGUGGGCUCGUUUGAGGUGGUUUAUUCAUUCAUGGGGUUGGAGGUGAGAGGGGUUUUGAGUAAGAGGAAAGGUGUGAUCUUCAAGUGUGUUAGAGAUGGGGUUUUGAGUGGUGAGAAAUGGAAUGUGUUUGUUGAAGAAGAACAAGGAGAACUGAAAGUGGUUUCAAGUUUCAAAGCGCGGCCAUCGAUCGUGGAAGUUGAGAAUGUUUUGUACAAUUUAAUGGCUAUGAAUUCGCCUGUUACGAAGUCUGCAAAGUUUUUGAAGGAUUUGGUGUCGAAUGUGACCGGUAGAAAGUGAGUCCAAUUGAACAUCUGAAAUUUUCCUUCUUUUGUUUGACAAACUUUUUGUUGAAAUGCCUGAAUGAAUGGAGUUGCACUGAACUGUUAGUAACCCUUGUAUAGCAUUUAAUUGAUUGUUCGGUAAAAAAAUUGUAUUACUUUGAGGAAAAAGAAGAAGAAAAAAAAAAGGUGAAGAAAGAACAAUGGGAAGCUAAGAGGGGAAAAUUUGAAGGUGCUCUCCAUCUCUCUCAUCCACACGCAUACUAUAAACAUUUAAUAUAUGCACAUGUAAAACAAGCCAAUAUAGGGCAUUCCUAUCUUUUCUUGUGCUUUUUUUUUGUUUGUUUGGGCGAAUAUCUUUUCUUGUGCUUGCAUUGAUCUUUCAGUCUACAUCUAUAAGAUUGAGGAUUUAUUUACCCA